Messenger RNA from Stylonychia lemnae, 333 nucleotides. Lineage: Eukaryota; Ciliophora; Spirotrichea; Sporadotrichida; Oxytrichidae. The record is from the annotation of a GenBank genome assembly.
AUGGGAGUAGACUAAACUGCAUUCGGACCAAUCACAGGCAUCUAUGUAGCUGUCGCUGCUGUUGCAGCACCACUUAUUGCCAUGUAUGUUUUUAGAAAAACUAAAGAUGUCACAAUGAAAAAAGAUAACUGCUGGAUGACAUUCUGGCUUGUGCUUUUAGGAGUAUUUUGUAUGUGGAUAAUGUGGGCAUGUACCUUCAUGCAUCAAAUGUAUCCUUUGUCCAGAGCAGUUUCUAAAAAGCCAGAAUUCAGAGUCAGAUGCCCUGCUAAGUACUGCAAUGACGACUAGGAUCCAGACAUCUGGAUUGAAAAAGCUCCAGAGUCAAAACUAUGA